Hirundo rustica (Barn swallow) is the source of this 2196-nucleotide messenger RNA. RefSeq names its product ring finger protein 24 (gene RNF24). NCBI's taxonomy places the organism in Eukaryota, Metazoa, Chordata, Aves, Passeriformes, Hirundinidae. The transcript has 7 exons. Gene Ontology annotation, cellular component: endomembrane system. Bases 688 to 1134 code for a protein of 148 amino acids. The record is from RefSeq and is a predicted model, not a curated record. Gene Ontology annotation, molecular function: zinc ion binding; ubiquitin protein ligase activity.
GGGGAAAAGGAUCUUUGCAGGGGAUAAUCCUGGAGGCCUUCCCCAAUGUUUGAGGGACAGUGUGCUAGUCAGGUCCUUCAGUGUGCUGUCUCCAUGGAGGCAGGGAAUGGAGAUCCACGUGGCAGCACAGCCACAAGGGUUAUUGAUGUGUUGGAAUCCAUGAAAGCCCCUGAGAAUGGUCACGUAGGAGUUGGGACUUCUCCAAAAAGGUGUUGGGCUUGAUAACCCGAGUGAAGUGCACCUGCACCAAUGCCCACAGCUUGGUCACCAGCAGGAGAAGGAUCUGGAAACCACUGUGCAUCAGGAAAGCUGUGACAUUGUUGCCAGCACAGAGUCAUGUGGGAUGACUCAAACGAAUGGAUUGCUGCAAUUCAAUGGGGGUAACUUUCCAUGAUUUACCAGCAGCCCUGGCUAACUGGGAGGUCCCAGCUGGCUGGGAGUGAGCAGAAGUGACACACGGCUACGGCUACGAGAAGGACGGGAAGGAGGAUUUGGGGCACUACAGGAGUGUCAGUCAGGUGACCUGUGCUGAUCAGCCUCACACAUCACCAACAGGGCAAUCAAGGUCUGAGGCAGCCAGUGUGAGUUUGUGACAGCAUCCCUGGCACCAAACCGCGGUAGCUGUUCAAGCAGAUAACGUUGGGUUUGCGUGGCCUGGCUGCGUUGCGGCGCCCGUGCGGCCUACCCAUGAGCUCAGACUUCCAGCACUACAGUUUCAGGAUGCCGAACAUCGGGUUCCAGAACCUUCCUCUCAACAUAUACAUCGUGGUUUUCGGCACGGCCAUCUUCGUCUUCAUCCUCAGUUUGCUCUUCUGUUGCUACUUGAUCAGGCUCAGGCAUCAGGCACACAAAGAGCUUUACGCCUACAAACAGGUCAUACUCAAGGAGAAGGUGAAGGAGCUGAACCUCCAUGAGAUCUGUGCCGUGUGCCUGGAGGAGUUCAAGCCCAAGGACGAGCUGGGGAUCUGUCCCUGCAAACAUGCCUUCCACAGGAAGUGCCUCAUCAAGUGGCUGGAGGUGCGGAAGGUGUGUCCCCUGUGUAACAUGCCGGUGCUGCAGCUGGCGCAGCUGCACGGGAAGCCGGACCCGGGCCCGCCGCAGGUGCCGCUGCCCGGCUCCCAGAACAUCGUAUAGUCCCUCCCGGGCCCGGCCCGGCCCGCGCCCGCCCGCGGCGCUCGGACACAACCAAAGCACUUCGGCCGCAGCUGAGCAGCCCCGAAUCCUGCCGGGAUGAAGCCUGGGCUCGGAUCCUCCGCCAGGGCCGGGAGGAGACUCGGCGUCCUCGGCACGACAUCCUUCUUCCAGCACCUCCCUUCUCCAGCGGCGCGGUGGCGCCCGGCGACCCCCGGGAACGUCGGCGCCGCCUGUCCUCAGAGCGCGAAGCGGACCCCGGAGCGCCGCAGCCGGUUCCUGCUCCCUCCUCUCCGCCUCUUCGGUUCCUCGGCCUUUGCGGUUCCCAGCAGGAAAUGGGGGCUCGCCCCUGGAGUCGUGGUGCGGUUGGGUGUCCCCUCGGUGUCACCCCCGGGGGCGGCUGUGUGGGGUCUCCGGGGUUUGGAUCCCCCCACACCCUCCCGAGGGCGGCUGCCCCUCCUCCUCGGCUACCUCAGGGGCCUGGAGUCCCUGUAAGGGGCCCCAUCCCGGCCUCAGCAGCAGCGAGAGCCACGGCAGAAAUCCCGGCCUUUGGGAUCGUCCCGUCGCUUCCAGCCUGGCCCCGGCGGUCUCUGGGCAGCGCUUUCCUUUGCCAAAACACCCCAAACCCUUCAUCAGCGCCUGGCGGGGAGCUGGGCCACCCCCUCGCCUCUCCGAGCACGAGUUUUGGGUGUCGCCUGCCAUCCUCAGCGGUGGCAUUCCCGGGGUUUAGGGGAGGGGGUGUCAGUGUUACGGCAGCGGCUUUCCCGGGACAGGGCUGGGGGGGGCUCCCGGUGCCGUUCCCUCCCUCCCAAAACACCCGGGACUGUUUAUGGAGCGUGGAGCCUCAUAGACGUGUUUGUACACUACAAAUUCUGCAGCAGAAUAUUUUUUAAAACAUUCGCUGGUUUUGGGGUUUUUUUGUUUUGGUUUGGUUUUGUUUUGUUUUUCCUCUGUUUGUUUGGGUUUUUUUUGUAAGCUCUAUUUUUGUAUAUUUAAUUGCUAUUUGAAAAAUUCUAAUAAUGCGUCUUUUUUGCUAAUCACACUCUUCUUAAGGAAAAACCAGGA